UAACGGUUCACCCCAUCUAGGAAACCUGACCACACACACACACUACAAUGACGUCACACUAACCCAAAACUAUUUGUCCAUGCACAGAACACAUUCACGAACAACCCAAUAACAUUUGUUGUGCUUGGGUUGCAAAAUUACCAUAGUACAGUACCCUCAAACGAAAAUGUACCACUACACCUGAUGUCCCACUAAUGCUGACAUCACCCUGCUUUCUGAAUUGAUUGGAAUUUAAAUUGAAUUGACCCCAGCCCUGAGGCAUAUAGGCCUCUAUCACCGGAGUGGGAAAAAGCUCUUAUGUAUCGGCUAUGAUAGGAUGACAUUGGCUGAAAAGCCCAGCCCACUUUCACUCUCUCCGCUUUCGUCCACAUCUAGCCCUCUCUCUCUCCACAUCAUUAACCAUUCAAACCAGGUAGAGCGGCGGAAGCCAACCCAUGUCUGGCUGGUCGUUCCUUUCCGCUGCUAUUUGUGUGUGUGUGAACGCAGCGAGCUAACGAGGAUUGUGUGAGUCCUCGCCAAGGAUUAGCGGGGUUAACAUUAGAGACAGUGUUGCGGCAGCUGCAGUUACAUCAAAGGCUUUAGCUCGCUUUGUUGGAUGGUAACCGUUUAAUAUCCCUCGCUCUCUCUCCACUGUAAUAGCUGCUGCCAGUGCUACUGAAGAGUCGCCUUUUCGUCGCAUAGGUUACACCGAGGACAUUGGGGGUUUAAUUUUUCCGAACGGACUUAUAAAUGUCGGACCUCGUCGGAAUGAUGCACUGAAGAAGGACUAGGCUACAUGCAAGCGUCUGUCCAGAGGCUGCAGUAUAGCUGAGGGAUUGCGGCACACGGUUGACGUUUUUUUACGGUUUCACCGUCCAACAUCAGUGGUUGGCUAUAUAGGGAGAAUCGUGAAUCUCGAUCGCCCUGCGCUCGGCGAAAACAUAAUGGCCACUCUACUGCGUAAAAUCGGUCUGAUUCGUCUUCACGACCGGGACACAGAGGACCCCAAGCAUCACCAGGGCUCGCUAAAGGGGACCAAGGGGAACACCAAGAACAACACCAAGCAGCACUCUCAGACCACAAACGAGACCAACAACCUCCUCAGCACCCCCGAAAUCAAAGCGAAGAAGCUGGACCAGCACAGCAGCAAGGACAAACCGUCCGUAAAGGAUAAGCAACAGGGCAAGGACACCAAGGAGAAACAGCAAAUGGGAGGCGGAGGAGGAGGAGGUGGGAUCGGGGUUGGGAAAUCAGCGACCAGUGCCUCGAUACCAUCAGUAGCCCCUCACCGGCAGCACUGCACCCAAGUCCGGACGAGAAGACUCAUGAAGGAACUCCAGGAGAUCCGGCGGUUGGGAGACAACUUUAUAACGGUCGAGCUGGUCGACGACAACCUAUUUGACUGGAACGUCAAGCUCCACCAGGUGGACAAAGACUCGGCGCUGUGGCAGGACAUGAAAGAAACGAACACCGAGUUCAUACUGCUGAAUGUCUCUUUCCCCGACAAUUUCCCCUUCUCCCCGCCUUUCAUGCGGGUGCUCACCCCCCGGUUGGAAAACGGGUACGUGCUGGACGGCGGAGCGAUAUGUAUGGAGCUGUUAACCCCCCGCGGAUGGUCCAGCGCCUACACAGUGGAAGCGGUGAUGAGGCAAUUUGCCGCAAGUCUCGUAAAAGGGCAGGGGCGUAUCUGCAGGAAAGCAGGGAAGUCUAAGAAGGCGUUUAGCCGCAAAGAGGCGGAGGCCACCUUUAAGAGUCUGGUGAAAACCCACGAGAAGUACGGCUGGGUUUCCCCCCCUGUGUCUGACGGCUGAGGAAAGAGGUUGGCCAUGACGCUAGCUAGCCAUGCUAACCACGACGCACCACACCACGCGAAUUCAACUCCUCCUCCUCCUCCUUCUCGACCCUACAGCUCCACCGCUCCAGUUGUUUUUAUUUUUAUUUUUUGUUGUUUUGAUCACCUCACUGAAACUCUUCAGAAGAAUGAACGAACGAACGCUCGUCAUCGAGGUCUACUUCUUCACUUUGCCGAUCAUUGCCAUCAUCAAGUCGUCAUUUCUCCACCUCCCUCCAGUGCUGCACUCCUCUGUCCCUCGUUCCCGUUCCCUCCCUCCUCUUUCUCUCUCUGCGUUUAUCCUUCCUUCGGCUGAGUAGAGGGUUCAGAGCGAGGUGUGUGUGUGUGUGUCAGCGGAGGGUGUGUCAGUGGAGUGUGUGUCACAGCGGUCCAUGGAUUGGGUUUCCGACACGCACACACACCCACACGCACACACUGAGGGACAUUCAGACAGACUGUGUGUAGAUCUGCGGAAAGACUGUGAAAGACUAUUGAGAAGAGGGAGAUGUAUCCCCCUCUCCUCUCCCCCUUUACCCCACACUCCCUGCUUACCUUCCCUCCCCUCCUCCUCUCCUCUUCUCCUCUCAUCCCUCUCUCCAAGCUGACACCACACUACGCUGAACUGUAGUCAAACUUUCCAUCCCCUCUGCCUGCCUGAACAUUUACAUACAAACCAGCCUGUUGAUGUUUAAUAGACUGGUAGUGCAGGACGGCAGCUCACGUAUUCACCCCUUCUUUUUCUCUUCUUUUUCACUCUGUUCCUUUCUUUUCUUUUGACUGUGCUGUUUUUCACAGUUCAAUGCAACAUGAAGAUUGUAAUGUAUGUAGAGCUGUGCUCUCGCUCUCUCUCUCUCUUUCUAGCGUUCGUUCUCUCGCUCUAUCUCUCUUUCUAGCAUUCGUUCUCUCUCUCUCGUUUUCUCCCUCUGUGGCAACAUUUAGACCUCACUGUGUUGCGUACAUGGUUAUUGAGUUCUAAUGGAGAAAAAACCACUUGCUUUAUACCCAGAGACUCUGAACGAUGAAGAGAAUGGCAGCCAACUACAGCGCUCUUUCUCUGUCGCUCUCUCUCCCCCCCCCCACUCUCUCUCUGUCUCCUCUCUCUCUCUCUCCCCACUCUCUCUCUC
Coregonus clupeaformis (lake whitefish) is the source of this 2934-nucleotide messenger RNA. RefSeq names its product ubiquitin-conjugating enzyme E2Q-like protein 1. The transcript is spliced from 3 exons. The record is from RefSeq and is a predicted model, not a curated record. The coding region runs from base 924 to 1790 and encodes 288 amino acids. NCBI's taxonomy places the organism in Eukaryota, Metazoa, Chordata, Actinopteri, Salmoniformes, Salmonidae.